Molecule: messenger RNA, 1116 nt
Organism: Parasteatoda tepidariorum (common house spider)
Lineage: Eukaryota; Metazoa; Arthropoda; Arachnida; Araneae; Theridiidae
Source: RefSeq, a predicted model, not a curated record
AUGAAUGAACGUGACGAUGUUGCAGUCACCUUUAACUUGAAUAGAGAGGAGAUAAUAUUCAUAUCAGUAUACCUUUCUCCAAAUGAGGAUAUUACGGGGAAUCUUUUGACCCUGGGAGCACUCUUGACCAAACACUCUGACAAAAAAGUGAUUGUUGCUGGAGACUUUGACGCAAAGUCAAGAGCUUGGGGUCCCACUACAAAUGCCAGGGGAGAGGUUCUUCUGAACUUUUUCGCACAACAUGAUCUUGAUGUCGUUAAUGAUCCUAAUGGACUGCCAACAUUUAACUCUAUCCUGGGCCAGAGUUGGGUGGAUCUUUUUAUCACCAAUAUUAAGGAACUGGCGCAAUAUGAGGUCCAUGACAACAUUUCUUGUUCCGACCAUGCACUCAUUACUGUGGGGAUCGAUAGGAGCGAGAUCAUUCAGAAAACUAGACAAUGUAACAUUAAAUUUGAAAGACUAGACUGGCUAGCCCUCAGGAUGAAACUACGAGAUAUCAUAGAAAUGCACGACCUCAGUCUCAUUGAGACACCAGAACAAGUGGAAAACAGUAUUGUGAGAAUAACAGAGGAUGUUGUGAAUGCAUGUAACGCAAGUAAACUAAAGUCAGUUGCGGGAAGGCGUCGGCAUUCCUCAUGGUGGCAUUCGGCUCUGGGCCAAAUGCGUCGGCAUGUAAGAGCGCUACGAAGACGAUACCAACGGACAGUGGAUGACCAAGAGCGUGUGAAAUUUAGAAUUGAAUUCAAAAGGCAGCUGUCGAUCUAUAAAAAAAGUAUUAGAAAGGCCAAAAUAACUAACCUAAAACUCUUCCUAGACAAAGUAAAUGAAAACGGGGCAUUUUCUGCACCUUACAGAAUCGCAAAGGGGGAAGAUCUGAGGGCGGAGAGUCACAAACCGGUUAUAAAUGAGAUAUGUAUUCCAGCUUCAAGCUUUGAGGAAACGAUACAGGUCAUCAUGUCGUACCACUUCCCUAACACCAACUAUGACCCUGGGAAUCCUUUAUUGAGGGGUUUUGAUGACCCGCCGUUCACUGAUUCUGAACUAGAGGCGAUUGUCAAUGAUUUUAAAUGCAACAAAGCGCCGGGUCCUGACGGAUUACUUAAUGAAAUUUUUUAG